This is a messenger RNA of Esox lucius (northern pike), 11553 nucleotides long. It is a transcript of the gene ccdc120b, whose product is annotated as coiled-coil domain containing 120. Bases 6472 to 8307 code for a protein of 611 amino acids. The transcript has 11 exons. The record is from RefSeq and is a predicted model, not a curated record. NCBI's taxonomy places the organism in Eukaryota, Metazoa, Chordata, Actinopteri, Esociformes, Esocidae.
AACAUUUUACAGUAUCAUGUUGAAGACUUUAACGCAAAAACGUGCGUUUCAAUCUGUAUGUUACAUGUCUUUCUUAACCCGGUGUUGUUUUUAAUUAUUAGUCCAUGUAUCAUAUGCAGCAUAUAUGCAGAUUCUAGGCUUUGGGAGGCUACUGUUGUUUUAGCCCAUUAAGCCGGGCUUAAUUAGAUGGGGAAAUGGAUACAUGUCACACGCACGUAGAAUUUUCUGAUAUUAUUUUUGAACAUUAUUUGUAUGUUAUUCAAUAACCUCACACGAAUAGCCUUUCUGCAGUUCUGGCUAGUAUCACAUGAAAUACCAAAACAGCUGUCCUUCUUGGGUUUUGUUUGCUUUUGCUUGUAACCUACCUUAUACAUGUCGACAUUUCAUCAUGACAAAUAUAUAUAUAUUCCCUCAUGUUGGAGACAAAAUGUCCAGGAGAUAGCAAGUUUGCAUUCUGAACACCACACAAUUCUACGUUUGCAGGAUUUCCUGAUGUAGGCUAAGUGGAGCGGGGCGGGAUCGUCUCGAGCUGUUGCUACACAUACAUUAGUCAAUGAAGGAGAAGCACUAUAGGAAGGCCCAUCAAUACUUUAUGCUGUCGCCAGUUACUGCCCAAAUCUUUUACUUUCGGAGAUUAUCUGUAAACUGCCAAUAUUAUAUUUUCUCAACUUUAAGCUGUUUUACCUAUCCUACUCUUGCAGUUAUUUGGUACUUUUCAGUUAAACUGUGGAGUUAUUGAAGAUAAUCUUUUGUUAGGAGUACAUUUUCCCACACUCAGUGACUGGCACUGGUGUUAUUAUGAGCACAUUCUUGAACUAAGAUAUGCAGAGCUGCCAGGAUUGAAGGGACUUCAAAUCUGUUCUCCCGGACAGCAACUUGGGGAAAUUCACUGCUGCUGCCGCUUUGGUCUGUAUGGGAAACAUCACUGUUCCCAAAAAUAUAUGUUCUAAUAUUUUAACAUGCAAUGCAUUUAGGUACUGGACAUAUUUGAAGGGAUUUCUUUCACAUUCAGUUUGUUAAGCAAAGCCAUUAGAGAAAAUUUCACAAUAUGUUUAAAAUAAUUACCCUCUCAACAUGAAUACAUAUAGAAAUUCAGAAAACCCAAUAAUGAACAUAUUAUUUUUCUUUGGGGGGGGGGGGGGGUUCAACAAAAAUGUCAACUGACAGUUGUUAAUGUCACAGUCAGGUAAGGACCAGGGCUACCCAGGAAGCACAGAUGUCUUGUUUUUCAGGCGCGUCCACUAAAUUGGGAACCCAUGCUGUAUGUUUAGCCAUAGUUCACAAACACAAUGAACCUCAUUACAACAACUCAACACAAUGCAACAAUAAAUAGAGAUCUUGAUUAAUUUUGUAUUUCAGUAAUCCAACAUGAAUCCAACAAGUAACUGCUACUGCAUAGAACAAUGCAAUAAAAAAAAAUAUCUUACAGAAAUAUGUUUUUUGUAAUAGGGAGUAGGGACUGCUUUUGGUUAUUGACUUGGGCAGCAAUGUCUGUAUUGUGUACUUUUCACUGAGGUCCCAAUACUUGAGCAGGUUUCAUCUUAAGGUGACAGAAAAGGUAGCUCGUAUUAUCACAACUGUCGUCUGAAAUACCUUUUGGACUUUCAGAAUAAGAAGCAUGUCUUUCAAACUAAUUCUUAAUUGUUUUGUUGGGGAACAGGAGAAGGACCUGCUCCAUCGUCACCACCCCCUUCCAUUUCUCCAGAUAAAGUCAAACAUUAUAAUCCAUGAAAUAUUUUAAGAAUUAAUUGUAUUCAUUUGUUUAAUAUUAUUAGCCUUCACCCCCUCACCAAACCGUGUCCUAUCUCUCAUAAGACGUACAACAUGCUCCGUGUCCUAUCUCUCAUAAGACAUACAACAUGCUCCGUGUCCUAUUUCUCAUAAGACGUACAGCAUGCUCCAUUUCCUAUCUCUCAUAAGACAUACAGCAUGCUCCGUGUCCUAUCUCUCAUAAGACAUACAACAUGCUCCGUGUCCUAUUUCUCAUAAGACGUACAGCAUGCUCCAUUUCCUAUUUCUCAUAAGACGUACAGCAUGCUCCGUGUCCUAUCUCUCAUAAGACGUACAACAUGCUCCGUGUCCUAUCUCUCAUAAGACAUACAACAUGCUCCGUGUCCUAUUUCUCAUAAGACGUACAGCAUGCUCCAUUUCCUAUUUCUCAUAAGACGUACAGCAUGCUCCGUGUCCUAUUUCUCAUAAGACGUACAACAUGCUCCAUGUUCUAUCUCUCAUAAGACGUACAACAUGCUCCAUUUCCUAUCUCUCAUAAGACGUACAGCAUGCUCCGUGUCCUAUCUCUCAUAAGACGUACAACAUGCUCCGUGUCCUAUCUCUCAUAAGACAUACAGCAUGCUCCGUGUCCUAUCUCUCAUAAGACGUACAACAUGCUCCGUGUCCUAUCUCUCAUAAGACGUACAACAUGCUCCGUGUCCUAUCUCUCAUAAGACGUACAACAUGCUCCAUGUCCUAUUUCUCAUAAGACGUACAGCAUGCUCCGUAUCCUAUCUCUCAUAAGACAUACAACAUGCUCUGUGUCCUAUUUCUCAUAAGACGUACAGCAUGCUCCGUGUCCUAUCUCUCAUAAGACGUACAACAUGCUCCGUGUCCUAUCUCUCAUAAGACGUACAGCAUGCUCCGUGUCCUAUCUCUCCAUCAGGUGUGGAAAUGGAGUUUGCACCAAGGAGAGCCCAUGUCCAUGUGUCUGACAGUCUGACAGGAUCUGAGCAGCUUGCUUAAUGUUCCGUUUCUAUUGGUCACACCCACACACGGACCCACUAGGUGGUAUGAUGUGUACUAGGAUAGGAAUAUAAAUCUAUACAUUGUGCGUGCACACAAAGAUUAAGUUUCUAGUUUGAGUGGUUGUAUGCAUAGGAUUAUACCCAGGCAAAUGACGCAAAAACAUUCAUACUGUAAUUGAUAUAUAUAUAGUGUGUGUGUGUGCGCUCGCGCCUGCAUGUGUGUUUGUAUGGUUGAUUGCUUAAGUGUGGGUAUGUGUGGUGAGUUGGUGUAGGUGUUACGAGUUACGGGAAAUUGUAUAAUGUAGUAAUAAUGUGCAUGGAUAUAGGGCCACAUUCCAUUCUUUAUUCCAUUCUCUUCUAUCCACCCAGAAAUCUAGUAGUGGGAGGUUUCUCCACAUAUGUCAGUUUUUGGUUUUAGAUAAACAUAUGGGGAGUGGGCUAUCAAGGGCAGUGGGAGGUACUUUUCUAAAGGGGAAUAAGAGUUGCACUGGCCAUAGGAUUGGCAACCAUGUGUUGAUAAGCAUGCUAUAAUAAGCAUGUCAGGAGAGUUCAGAGAGUGCGAUAAAUUCAUAUUGGGAAGGUCAUCUGACCCUUGUUAAGCCCUCCAAAGGCUCCAGUUGGAGACAGACUAUUCUGGUGCAGCUUGCCGAAACCAGUUGUUAGUAAAUCUUCAGAACAGUAUUUACCUUUUUAUUAAAGCCUCACUCGCCUCCCCAAUGAAAUAGCUUCCCCUCCCUUUGCCUUCUAAAACAAUUUAGAUCUUUUCUUAAUUGUUUAGAUUAGGGAAGCAUAAUAUUGUAGUAAGAGGGAGAAAAACUAAAAGAAGUUUAAAGCGGCAUGCUGCUUAGCAAGUAACUCCUCCUCGCUUUCCGACAGAACCAAACAGGGUGAUCCUCUGGGUUUCCACAACUGUGACCGUCUUUUCUGAAGCACUUUAUAAGUUGUGUCUGUUGAGACAGUUGUAACAGUUGUGUAGGAGGUGUUUGAAAACAAUAACCUGUUUCCAAAAACCCACGCUGGGCUUUUCAAGGGCUGAGGUAAGGUAAAUAAAAAUAUGAAUGUUUUUCACACAUAUCGACGCCCUCCACAAGCAUAGGCCUACAACCCUUUAUGAGUAGAACCUUUGUUUUGAAGAAAAAAAGAUGCAGGUAGAUCUCAUAAUGGUAGGUUUAUGAGUAAAGCAUACCUUUUCGAAGUGAGUUUCUGUUUCGUUUGACCACUCAUGACGGACGAAGGCAGCAGCUGUGUGAACAUUACAGUGGUUGGAGCCACCUCCAGGAGUGGCUGUCACUGAAGCCUCACCUGUCCACAUUGGAGCCUUACCUGCCUGUCUAACUGGAGCCAAGGACAUCUUUCAGCUGCUAGCAUCGACCUCCCAAUGCUACCAUUGUGGGUGUCUAUUAAUAAGAAAGGAUUUUCUUUUGGCGAGGACUAGGUAGCCUACACCGCAUUGUUCAAAGGACAGUGCACUAAAAUAUGGAAAUAAGUAGGUUACUCACUGCAGAAUAAAUGCCUUUUGGUGUCUUUAAUAGGCUGAAAAACACACUGUUUACUGAGCUGUGCUGGGUGUUUGAUAAUCCAUGCAUUCAAAACACCAUCGCCAGCUCUGCAGUGCUUGUGAAUACAGUCGUACAGUAAGGUUAAGGCGGUGAGGACAAACGGAUGUUGUGACUGGCUGUGGUGGUGAGAAAGCGGUCUGCCCUGUAUCCUUGACUGCGUGGCCCGCUGGACCUGAAUAUUAAACUCCUCACUGAUUUGCAUUUGCAUGUGUGCGACAUGAGUUGCACAGGGGCUGCCUGCCUGGGCUCACAGCACAGCUCAUGUUUUAAUCAGCAUGUUUCCCUUUCACAGCUCAUCUGCACUCCUGUAGCAUCUGCAGGUGCGUUUUGUGAUGUUGAGAACACUUUACUCUCAAUUGUCAGUCCCAUUUCUCUGUAUGUUUCUUCAACUCACCUCAUUGUUGGUUUUCCUCUAAACCUCCUUGCUUUCUUGUAAGCUUUACUCUGGAAUGUGAGUUUGCAGCCAAGUUAUUGUACCUUUAUCUCAGGACACAUCUGCCCUCCAGAUGUGCCAGUACUGAUGUCUCAUAUGAUGGGAUCAGCAGGCUUUACAGGUGUGCUAUAUUUAAGCAAUAAGUUACGAGGGGAUGUGGUAUAGAGCUAAUAUAUCACAGCUAAGAGACGCAUUGCGGAGUGCCUGGACAUAUUGCUUAGCCAUGGUAUAUUGGCAAUAUACCACAAGCCCCUGCUUUAUUGCGAAUGUGAACUGGUUACCUAAGCAACUAGAGCAGUGAAAAGUGUUGUGAUGUCAUACCACUGAUAUACGGUCUCAUAUACAUUGGCUGUCAUCCAAUCAGUACUCAGGAUUCAAUAUGAUCCCAUUAUUGCUAUUUCUACUAUGACAUAUUUUGCUUGUAUGUGUUAUUAUCUCACAAAAUUUGUGUAUUUUAUUUUAGAACAAUGUAUAUUUAAAACAAUGAUGCUUUGGCAUUUUUUUUAUGCAAUGUUGUUCCUGUCAAUGAAGCAUUGAAUUAGUCUGUGUUAAGUUCAGAAAGAGGCAAGGAGAGGAUGCCUGUUGUUUUUUAAGCUGUCCCUCUCAUGUAAAGUUUUAUUGGUUUAUUUAAAUUGGUACCUUGAUUAUUUAAAAAUGUUCUAAAUUGAUGGUAAGUGGAGAUAGGUGCUACUCACACUGCCUUCGGUGUUGUGUGAGGUGUUUUUGUGGAGGGAAACAUUUCUAGAUGCCACUGUGCCUGCUCAAGCUCUCCAUUACCGGAUCACAUCCUUCCAAGAGGACACCCAACUGUUCCUGUGUGUCUAUAUUGCUCCCCUAAGUCUGUGUUGCUUUUCAUCCUCUACUUAAGGUAGAAUUACACAGAUGUCCUCUUCAGACUGCUAGUGUCAAUGCACAGUGAAUAAUUACUGUGCCAGUUGUUUAAGAGGUUCCUCUGAGUCUAUCAAUCGGGAGUCACACAACAGAGCAAGCAGAACCAUCACAAUACCAGGACUGAAACCCAUGUGAAGUGCAGGUGCGAUGUUAGAACCACGCAGCGUUCAUAGAGUACGUCAUUUGUAAUCGUGACAAUACAUUUUCUCAACACAUCUUAAAAUUGCUGAGAUUUGAUUAUUACCUCUUUAGGCAUUCUGUGUUGAGGAUGGUGUUCUGUUCAGGAUAUUGUUUUCAUUUAGUGAACUGCGAAGAGCAGCAUUUUUAUGACAAGAUUUUGGAAUUUAAGUGAGAUCUUCUGUCACUGAAUAGUAUCAAAAUUGUUUUUGCUGUCUGUAAAACAUACGGGAAUACAUCUUUAUUCCCCUGGAGUAAAGUUUCCAAAUGAUGAAUCAAAACCCACAUGUGCACCCUGUUCUUUGGCUUCAGACUAUAAAUGUUGUUUAUGUUGAUUUUGUGAGUCACAAUAACAUCCCGAAGGCUCAGCUUACAAAACAAACAAGCUGGGAGCAACUGUUUUCCUGGUGCCAUAUCUUAUUUUGAGCCAGUCUCAUUGGAGGGAAAUAUUCCUGCAGCAACAGGAAAUAUGAAUGGAUUUAGCAUUAAGAGGUACAGGAGCUCCCCCUACUGCUUGUGGCUGGGAUCACUUUACUGUUGGUGAAUAGUGGAAGACGCCCAUUUAUUUCUGGCUUAACAAAACUAGAUGGCUAACCAAACUACUGGAGAACACAUGGUUGAAGUUGCAAGCAGGUGAGAUUUUGCUUGGUGGAGGUUUGAGAAGCACAACCUCAUGGAGGUCAAAGGUCGCCUAAUCACAUCCAUGGGUGUGGGGGCUCCAGAUCAGGACAGCAAGAUGCGAGCGGAGCGCAUCUCCGCACUGCAGGAGAGAAAGCAACUCUUGGAGGACCUCCUGAGCAGCCGUGUGGGAGAGCUGAGACGAGUGUGUCUGCAGGAGGCGGAGUUGACCGGGAAAGUCCCACGUGCUUUUCCCCUAGAGACCGGAGAGAGAGUUCCAGUGGUACAGCGCAGAGCUUGCAUGCCAUUUAACAACACUAUGGAAGAGGACGAGGCAAGUCAGCGAAGGCAGAUGAAAACCCUCUUCAGCGGUGCUUUGUACAGACACUCAGAAUCAGAGAGGAAUGUCCCCAGCAGUAGGAGAACGGUUCACCGGGGAUGCCACACAGAAGACACAGUGAUGUCGGAGAGUACUAGUUCCAUGUCAGAUUCAACAUCCCAUGACAACGAGGAGUCUUCUCCCAGUGUAGCAGCAGACCAUCGCUCCAUGUCUCAGCCCCGGCUCACCCUGGGCAGCCCAGACCACCGGGUGUGUAGGAAGCCUUCCCCAGUGGAGAUCUACUAUGAGAUGAGGAUGCGCCGUAACUCUGUGACCAGCUCCAUCAGUCCUACGCAUUCUCUACCAAGGAGUGCAUCUAAUGUUGAAGGCAGAAGUGUUCCUGCUACCCCCCUCCUUGCCCGAACCGCUCCAAUCAGUGUUCAUGUCAGAUUGGAUGGCUCCGGUGGGAUUGCGUUAAAGCAGUGGUCUGGCAGCCUGGAUGUACCACAUAUGGUGCCCCUGGCUCAGGAAGGCUCCUCCUCAGACCGCAGAAGCUGCCCUUACAACUCCCGUGCACGACGGAGCAACAGUUCUGAGGCGCUACUUGACCGCUCCAGUCUCCCCGAUGACCCGGCCCCCAGGAACGGGAUGCCCCCAAGAGGGGGGCCCUACAAAAGCUCAGAGGCCCUCACCGACGGCAAGCUCCGGCACAUCCACCUCGGCAGUCCCGAGAGGCACCUGGACGGCUCUACAGAGCAGGGCAACAUGCGCCUGUCCAUGGGUGGGAGGGGAGACACGGGCGGAGGGGGUCACAACGAGCUUCUAAUGGAUUACAUCUGGGGGAAGCAGAGGAUCCAGGUGCAACACCAGCUGUACCAAUCAACGGGCCGAAUCUGGCAGGACAUUUCCUCCCCUCGAUCCUCCACGGCCGCAGCGCCUCCUCACGUCAAUGGCUUCUCCCACUCCCAGGUGCAUCUCCCCAGCGCCGCUCCCCCCUACAGCCCGAUGGCGGUCCGCGGCUCCCAGGUUGAGCCUCGCCGAGUCAAAGUGACCCGGACCAAGUCCUGCGGACCCUUCAUCCCCCUGCAGCAGGACGCCAUCCUGCUGUCCGCCUACGAGUCUCCCCACCCCGGCCCGGGCCCCACCACCUCCUCCAUCCCCAACCUGCACCCCUACCAGACGGAGGUGUGUGGAGCCUCGUUCAGUCGCAGGCCUCCCCAGUUCUCUCUGCCCUCCGCUGAGGACUCGGCGCGCAGCCUGCAUAAAGCCCUGGCCCUGGAGGGUCUCAGAGACUGGUACCUGAGGAACUCCCUGGGGUACCCAACCACCACGCCGAAGGGGCACGACGCAGGGGUCUCCCGGCUCUCACACCCCCACCCUGCGGCGCACCAGGCUCAGUCUGUGCCAGGCGAACCGCUCCAUAGGUCUCAUAUGUCCCAGUCAGCCAGUUUCCAUGGACACCCGCUGCAUGGAAGGUCAAUGGAGUUCUCACUCUAUCAGGAGCCGCUUCAUCCUCAGAUGCAAGACAUGACUCCAAAGGAGCCCAGCGCUGACCCAGGCACAUUGGUUUAAUGUAGCUGAAUAUGUAUUCAAACACACAUGUACACAUACACACUACAUUUUACUAUCUUUGUGGGGACAUGAUUAACAUUAUUCUAACCCUAACCUCAUUUGUAACGUUUGCACUGAACAUAACCCCUAAGCUGGAAAAAAAAGGCUGUUUAUCUCACAGGGAACAUCUCCAGAAGAUAAAAUGUUCCUUGUGUUACUAAAACUUGUACACACACACAUAUUUGUUUUUCUAUCUUGGUGGAGACCAGAAACCCAGAAAUCCAUGCUCCCUAAAUCCUAAAUGUAACUCUAACCUUAACCUAACCAGAACAUGAAUGUAAAAGUAACCUAUAUUCUAAAACUAUGCCAAAUUGCGAGUUUUUCCAUAAACGUUACCCCGAAAACAUGUUUUUUCUAGUGGGGAAAGGCCAAGAAAACCUUGUGAGGACUGAUUUAUCAUCCUUUGCUAUCUUUGCAGGGACUUCUGGUCCCCACAUGUACACACUGACCUGGAUCACACACACACACGUUUGACGUUUGACUAGGCUUGUGAGGAUGCCUCAAAUUAUUCCCAUCCAAAUACUUUUAACUCUAACCUUAACCUUCACCCAAAAUGCAGAAAAACUAAAGAAAAACACAAUGCUAAGUCUAAUUCUAAACCCAAUUGUAAUUAUAAUCCUCAACGUAGCCCCUACACUGAAAAUAGCAUUUUUAAUCACUGGAUACUGACAAAAUGUUAAAGUUAAACCUCCCUUGUGGAGGUUUUGAUCCCCACAAUGACAGUAAAAUCUGUACACAUACACACCCACAAAUGUAGUGUACACACACAAACACACAGAUCUGAACAAUGUAAGAGGAGCUGGUGUAGGUGUUGUCACAAGCUAAUGUAGCUAUAUAUAUAUAUAUAUAUAUAUAUAUAUAUAUAUAUAUAUUAUAAAAUAAAUAGGAAAAUGCAGAAAAAGACUACAGCCAAGCUGAAGGCCCUAUGUGAAAAAUGUUCCCACAAAACCUUUGACAUUGAUGUCGCAAAGCUAAGAAUGGAUUUGCACUGGAGCUGACCCUGGAGUCACUGAAGUUAUUGUUAUUCUGGAACUACUACUGUAUUAUAUCCUGGAACUACUAGUAUGCUAUAUUAUACCACUGGACUGAACCAAGCUUCAUGUAACAAAGAUCCUCCUGGUUUAACUGAACAAAUCUCUCAAUAUAUAAUUUUUUACUGAAUAUAGUAUUCAAAAUACUAUUUUGUAUCAUCUAAGAUAUAAAGAAUAGUUAUAUAAAAGAGGUAAUUUAUUGCUCAUUAGUCUUGUGAUCUAAAAAAAAGGAUGUAAUAAAAACUCAUAUCAUCUAUUUAGACACAACCCCGAACAUGUACAUUUUAUGUGUUUGAAAACAUAAAUAAGACAUAUGUAGAAUUACAAUUUAAUCACUUAGCAGAAAGUCUAAUCCUUAGUGACUCACGUACAGUAUGUCUUAUCUUUUCAUCUGUCUAUAAAACAUAAAAACAUACACAUUUUAGCCAUGCUUGCUAUUUCUCAUGUUUGUGAAUGAAUGGGACUUACAUUGUAAUAUUGUAGACUGGGGAACAAGACCAGAGCAUCCAUGUUUACAACAAUUGUGCUUUUGAAUAAUCUACAAUGCUAUCACUAAUCAUUUUUUAAGCUUGUUCUUCAAUCAACAAAUGAAAGCAAUUCAUAGUUGUCAAAGUCUUUUAUUUCAUGUUUUCAAAGGUAAUUUAUUUCCAGCUGCUGAAAGAACAGUAGCCAAGUUGAAAUAAAAACUUGAGGGCUUAGAGGUCUAUGACAGUCAUUUAUAGAUACGAUAUUCCUUUGUAUUUAUUCAGUUGCAUAGCCAGUAUUUCUUCAGAGCACUUUAUAAAUGUUAUAAGCCUUAAACCCUUGAAAGCAAGUGCAAAAGUGGGAAAGGAAAUUAUACGCAAGAGAGAACACACUAUAAACCGAAUAUGGUUCACAGGGUAUCAAGUUUCAGCAGAUGAAAGUGUUACUCGUUUUUUCAAAGGGUCUACAUCAACUGAUGAAUGUUUAUAGCCUAAUUGGACAUUUAGUAUAAAAUGGAUGGAGUGUGUAGUGCAAUACAUAUUGUCAUGCGUUGUCAAGAAUUAAACACACAUUUGGAUCUCUAUAUAUCAUGACAACAAGCCAGAUUGGAUGCUAAAUUCGUUUAUUAACUGAUGUCAACUUAAUGUGUAGAAAUGAAAUAGGUUUGAGGUAGAUGGGACUGUAAUGGUGAUGGUGGAAUGAUGUCAUGAGCAGGCCUUAUGUCAAUCAGUAGUCAUAGGUGUGUGGUGACACAACAUAAAUUUAUACAACUCAUUUUAUCAUACGUUCAUCUUCAUCACUACUAACCCACAUUCAUAUUAACAUAAUGGGGGGAAAAAACACAUAUUAAUGAAUAACAAAUGAUAUGCCCAAAUGCCACCAGAAUUUAAGAACAACACUUUCAUGAGCUUCUCACAACAUUUGCUUGUCUGUUCUUAUGUAACUUGAGGUACAUGAUUGUAUACCAGUAAAACAGGUCCGCAACAAUAACAUGAAUAGAAGAAAUCUUCUAGACUAACAUGGCAAGUCUAGGUGUAUUUACCAUGAUGUAGAAUGUCAUCUGGAAAAGACAAACAUACGUGUAGCAAAUAACAUUUCAUUUUACAGUUAAAAGAUCUGACUCAUGAUUGUCAUGGCUUUUCAUCUGUUGAUUGUUUUUCAGGUGAAGAUAUUCCUUUUAACUCAAGUACCUUUAUUGGAAUGUAAUAUGGUUUUAAAUGUUGGUGUUUUCACAUUCAAUAGUUAGUAUGUGAAGUUCUUCCAGCUAGUCAAACCUGAAACUGAUGACCAAACUGCUGUGCAUUGGGGAUCCUAAAUGUAUUUUUCAGGUGAUGUACUUAUGUCUGUAGAACAUAAAUUAAAAUGCAUUUAGCUUGAAGCAAAUGUAUCCAGAAUAUAUAUUGUAUAUUUAUGAACUUAUAACAUUUUGUAUCUAUUUGUGAAAUACACUUCUGUCAUAAAGCCCAUUCAGUUCUCAGCACCAGCAAGGGAAAUGUGGUGUUAACCAACAUUUACAAGUAUAUCAGUAGCAUCUUUUUAGAGAAAUAACUCAAAUGGAUUAAGUUGAUUGACUGGAAUUGUUUGAGACAUAUUGAUUGAAAUACCCUUCUGUUCCCCCCAUCCCAUUAUGCUAUAUUUAAAAGGGUGAGAAAAACUGUACUGUUUGAGGAUGGUAGACAUUCAUUUCUUUUUUAAAUAAAGUGUCAUGGUA